Molecule: messenger RNA, 2126 nt
Organism: Zea mays
Lineage: Eukaryota; Viridiplantae; Streptophyta; Magnoliopsida; Poales; Poaceae
Exons: 8
Coding region: 328-1620 (430 amino acids)
Source: RefSeq, a predicted model, not a curated record
AGGGGCGGAACCGCGCGAGCCCCACCAAACAGCCAGCUUCACAACGGACGAGAGGCGUCAGACAAAAAAUAGAAUCUGGUUGCUCAUCUCAUCUCACGACUCAUAAAAAAAUAGCGUCUUUUAUCAUAUCCGUUGCUCGCAAAACGCCCCCACACGCCGCCGGCGAAUCGGCGACUCCCCUUGCGACGGGAGGAAGCAGCCACGCCGCCGUCUCGGCGACUCCCUGACGACUGCCUCUCCGGUCUCGAACGCGAUCUGGCCCAUGGUGGCUCUGGCGCCGUUGGUUCGUGAGAUCUAGGGUUGUCGAGCGCCGCGGAGUGGGAGCGGAUGGGGCGCCGGAAGAUGUCCGCAGCGGCGCCGCCGUCCCGGAGCUGGUCCAACGUUGGCGGGAGCGUAAUCCCCGAACUACUUGCAAAACACAAAAUGGACUUGGAAAAUUUGACGCUGACAAAACAUCCAAUCAGAACAUUACAUUUUUUCCUGUUAGCCAUGUUACAAUACUUGAAAAGAUUAGCAACAUAUAUCCUGAGAAAGAGUGGUUUGUUCUUUCUCUUAAUUGUUUUGGUGGUAGCUUCCGGAAUCUUACUCUCUAUUUCAGAUGGCCUGCAUAAGAAGGAGUUCCUUAAUUAUGCUAAAUUCGUGUUGUGGUGGAUUUCAUUAGGUGUGGCUUCAUCAAUUGGACUAGGUUCUGGGUUGCAUACAUUUGUGCUGUAUCUAGGUCCUCAUAUUGCUCUGUUCACUAUUAAAGCUGUUCAAUGUGGCCGAAUUGAUUUGAAAACGGCUCCAUAUGAUACCAUACAGCUAAAGGUUGGGCCAUCAUGGCUCGACAAGAAAUGUUCUGAAUUUGGUCCGCCUGUGUAUCCAGCAUCAGCUCAUUCUGUUAGGAUCCCCGUCUUUGAUUUACUACCUCAGAUACAGCUGGAAGCAGUUCUUUGGGGCAUUGGGACUGCACUUGGCGAGCUUCCCCCUUAUUUUAUAUCACGAGCAGCUCGCUUAUCAGGAAGCAAGUCAAAAGCUGUUAAGGAGCUUGAUGCCGCUACUUCCAAAGAAGAUGGGACAGUAGCAUCCACUCUUGAUCGCUCCAAGCGUUGGCUUCUUUCUCACUCUCAACAUCUCAACUUCUUCUCUAUCUUGAUACUUGCUUCGGUUCCGAACCCACUCUUUGAUCUCGCUGGAAUUAUGUGUGGCCAAUUUGGUGUACCUUUCUGGGAGUUCUUUUUUGCAACUUUGAUUGGGAAGGCCAUCAUCAAGACUCAUAUUCAGACGCUGUUUAUCGUGUCCUUAUGCAACAACCAGCUCCUGUAUCUUAUGGAAAAGGAGCUAAUCUGGAUAUUCGGUCACAUUCCUGGGUUUUCUGCUACCCUACCAUCUGUGAUUGCCAAACUCCAUGCUGCCAAGGACAAGUAUCUAUCACCACCGACACCAGUCUCGGCGUCCUCACAGAUGGAGGAGAAAAGUUGGAAUCUCUCUUUUACAUUGGUUUGGAACUCUAUAGUGUGGCUUGUGCUUCUGAACUUCUCCGUUAAGAUAAUCACGUCGACGGCACAGGAUUAUCUCAAAAAGCAGCAGGAUAUGGAGAUGGAACGCGUUUCUGAUUCUCCGCCCCCGGAACAAAACUAACUAGCGGCGCAAGUUUAUUUCAGCUGCUAGCUGCACAGAUUCUCCUCUGCAUUUUUAGCAACUGGUUAAGCGUCUGCAGACGAUUCCAAGUUCCAACGAUUAUCAAUUAGUAUUAGUAGCUAUUCAUCUACACAGUCAACGAAAACAUGGGCCUGGCAACUGGCCGGGUGAUGGCUGUGACCUCCUAUCAUAUCAUUGAGCCUGUAGUGGGCAGUUCCUGGAGGAGAAUUCUACUGUUCUUUUUUGUUUUUCCGGACAUCUACACGGAUAGACAGUAGGGAUUGUUUGUGUGAAGCACGGUUGGCUUAUGCCGAGAUUUAGCACUGGUAGAUGUUUCUAUUUGUUUUGGAAAUGCUAUAGAAACAUGUGAGCAUUCAACAAUGAUACGCUCUGUUAAGUUUGUUGUGUAUUUUGGUUUGCAACUGGUGCCCGAAAGAGCAAACAGUGGCUCCAUCAAUUUCCUUUGGCAAGUAAAACCCCCUAUAGAAGACAUUGCUUGUCCUAAA